This is a messenger RNA of Solanum stenotomum, 1195 nucleotides long. RefSeq names its product manganese-dependent ADP-ribose/CDP-alcohol diphosphatase. The record is from RefSeq and is a predicted model, not a curated record. Lineage: Eukaryota; Viridiplantae; Streptophyta; Magnoliopsida; Solanales; Solanaceae. Bases 205 to 1164 code for a protein of 319 amino acids. Gene Ontology annotation, molecular function: ADP-ribose diphosphatase activity; CDP-glycerol diphosphatase activity; 2',3'-cyclic-nucleotide 2'-phosphodiesterase activity. The transcript is spliced from 2 exons.
CUCAUAAUCGUGGCCUCUUUUCUCUACGACCCACCGACCACCGACGUCGUCAAAUUCUCCAUUCCUCUUUUCCUUUCAAAGCCCUUUUUUCUGCGCAAGACUUGAUUCACAAGAUACAAUUUGGAUGUAUCUUCACUCCUCUGAUUAGUUAUUCAGAUCAACCACAGCUUUGUUUACAUCUCUUUUAGAGCGUGGUGGUAGGCAAUGGGAUAUGCAAAUGGUCUUCUAUGUCCACUAGGGAAGCAGCCACUUCUCUCUUUUGGUGUCAUCUCAGAUGUCCAGUAUGCUGAUAUUGAUGACGGCUCCUCAUUCCUUGGUGUUCCUAGGUAUUACCGGCACAGUGUUAGUGUGUUGCAAAGGGCAGUUAAGAAAUGGAAUCAAGAAAAGCCUAAGUUUGUUCUUAAUUUUGGGGACAUUGUCGAUGGGUAUUGUCCCAAAGACCAGUCAAUGAUUGCUGUCAAGAAAAUUGUUGAUGAAUUUGACAAAUUCAAUGGCACUGUCUAUCACAUGAUUGGGAACCACUGCCUUUACAAUCUUCCUCGAAAGGACUUGCUUCCAUUGUUGAGAAUCCCUGGCCAUGAUGGUCAUGCCUAUUUCGAUUUUUCUCCAACUCCGGAGUACAGAUUUGUAAUCCUAGAUGCUUAUGAUAUCAGUGCCAUUGGUUGGCCGGAAGAUCACCCAAAUACUUUGAAGGCCUUGAAAGUUCUUCAGGAGAAAAACCCAAAUUCAGACAAAAACAGUCCAAGUGGACUUGUGGGACUGGCAAGAAGGUUUCUCAUGUUCAAUGGAGGUGUUGGGAAAGAACAAUUGGAAUGGCUGGAUCAUGUCCUUCAGGAAGCUACCAAGUUGAAUCAAAAUGCAAUAGUGUGUUGCCAUUUGCCUUUGGAUCCUGGAGCUUCAUCUUUUGCAGCGUUGUUGUGGAACUAUGAUGAAGUGAUGGAUGUGAUACAUCGCUAUAGCUGUGUGAAGGUCUGUAUGGGUGGACACGACCAUAAAGGUGGACAAUCAGUUGACUCCCAUGGUGUACAUCAUCGCGUCCUUGAAGCAGCUCUUGAGUGCCCUCCUGGUACUGAUUCUUUCGGACACAUAGAUGCUUUUGAUGAUAGAUUAUUACUUUUUGGUACUGAUAGAAUGAAGAGCACUGAGAUGGUUUUUCGUCACUAGACCAUCUUGUUUGUUGCAACAAAAAGUAAUC